AUGCUGUUUUCUAGUUGCUUAUUUGUGUGGCUUUCUCUCUCAGCGCUCGCAAAAGCCGAGCAGGCGGCGCCAGCAGUGCAGCCGCUGCAGCCGCAGGAUGAUGACUUCCUGGUCGUGAGGCCGCCAACGGGUAUUGGCGCGUGGCCGGUGCCGAAGCUGUUUGAGCGGCAGGAGCGUGUCUGUACUGAUCCAGCGUAUUCGACGCAAUGUGCGGCCGUGCUUGCGAAUGGGAACUGCUGUGGGACCGACACUUAUUGUUGCCCCGAUAACCUUGCCUUCUGCUGCACAAAAGGCGAUACUUGCCAAGUCGUCAAAGGCGUCGAAAGCUGCUGCCCUCCCGACCGCGAAACCUGCGACGGGCGCCAAUGCGCCCCCUUAGGCUACGUCUGCUGCAACGCCUACAACCACGUCUGCGGGCCCGGCCAAGACUGCUGCAAAUCCCUCUGCUGCGAAGCCGGCACCAAGUGCUGCGGCGACACCUGCUGCGACGCCGGCAACGAGUGCUGCCCAGGCGCAAACGGGGGCAACGGCGGCUGCUGCUGGCCCGGAAACAUUUGCUGCGGCGACUCGUGCUGCGAUCCGGCGUCGCAGACGUGCUCGAAUGGCGUGUGUGUCAAUAAGAGUACCCCGCGCACGACGGGUGUGGCGAGGACGACGGUGACGAUGACGGCGGCGGGGGUGGGGGGCGGGGUGGAGACGGGGGCGGCGGUGGUGAAGGGGUGGAGAGGUGGGAGGGUGGGGGUUAUGGCGGUGCCGCUGGCGGUGGGGUUGGGGGUUGGAGUGGGGUUUUAG
Molecule: messenger RNA, 792 nt
Organism: Morchella importuna
Lineage: Eukaryota; Fungi; Ascomycota; Pezizomycetes; Pezizales; Morchellaceae
Exons: 5
Coding region: 1-792 (263 amino acids)
Source: RefSeq, a predicted model, not a curated record